AGCAGCACUAUUGGUAUGAUGGUGGGUCUACCUGACUGCCUGUCCUAGUAUAUCGGCGAAGCGAAUCCGUCGCAAAACGCGCUUGGAUAUUGACUGCCCCGGGCUCCCCCCGGUUGCUCCUUUUCUCCCUCCCUCCUGCCGGGAGUAAUCCUCUUUUUUUUUUCAACAAAGAAACGGCCUGCAAACCCCUCCCGCAAUUAUAUUCUGAUAAUAAUUCGAUCCCGUCUUUGCCCGAUACCCCAGUCAACAAGCGUACACCCCUAUCGUGCAUUGUCACAUCCAUCAUGAGUGGUAGAAUACACCUUUACCUCAUUACCUUCAACUGUGCCCUGCUUCAUCACGACGUCGCAACUCUUUCUUCGCAUCUCCUCUCCGGGCUUGAAUCCCCGUCCUUCAAACCGGACUUGAUAGUUCUCUCACUACAAGAGAUAGCUCCGCUUCCUACUUCCUUCCUAGGUGGGCCAACUCUGACAGGAUAUUUCGAAACAUUCUCGACGGCAGUGAAAGCCGCUACAAGGAAGCAGUUGGGUGAAGACUAUGCUCUAGUGGCGAGGAGUAAUGUUGGGUUGACAGGAAUUAUGGUGUUCGCGAGGAGCCCGGCGAGGGUUGGGGAGAUACGGUACGCUGGCGUUGGAGUGGGAUUAUGGGAGAUGGGGAAUAAAGGAGGUGUUGGAGUCAAGGUUUAUUACAAUGCCAUGGAUGGGGGCACCGAUGGGGGUAGUGGUAAUAAGACGGUGGAAAUAAACUUCUUAGCUGUGCAUCUUGCUCAGGGUGAAGAGAACGUCCAUCUGCGAAACGAAAACUGGGGCUCGAUUGUGCGGGGGCUUGUUUUCGAUAUUGUGGGAAGGGGAAGGGGGAAUUCCGUACCAGAGAUCGGAUCGGUCUCUACCCGGAGUUUAUCAUCUUCUCAACCAGAUCCAGCACCUUGUUCAGGAUUAUAUUCACCCACGGCUCAUCUUUUCGUCCUUGGAGAUCUCAACUACCGUACAGCGGACUCCAAACCUGUCGGGCCGGAAUUUAUUGUGUUUCCACAACCGGAUGAUCCUCCCUCGUCGAACAAACACUACUCAAACCUCCUCGGACAUGAUCAGCUCACUCCACAAAGAAAGGCAAAUAAAACACUGCACGGCUUAGAAGAAGCUUCGAUUACCUUCCCGCCUACGUAUAAAUACCACAUCUCAAAAACCUCACCAGACGAUCACAGCUGGAAUUGGGCACCACUUCGAUGGCCGAGCUGGACGGAUAGGAUACUUUAUCUUCCAUCAGAGAACCUUCGGGUUCACAAAUACACCUCUAUCCAGGAAAUCAAAUCCUCAGAUCAUCGGCCUGUCGUUGCACACAUAUCUAUUCCUGCCGAGCCCCUGAGUGCUAGUGACGGAUGGAGGGUUCGUCCACCAUACCAACCUGAUGUCGAGGGAUGGAGACCUGCUCGAGAUGCAGCUAGGAGGAGAGAAGUCAUUAUGGGGUAUCUAGUCUAUUUGUUUGGAACUCGGGCAGGCUGGGGCGUUCUUGCCGCGAUUAUUGCCGGAGGAUUGGGCAGUUGGUGGGUGCUCAGAGAGCUGAUUGUUCGUCGAGCCUAGGGAAUGCCAUAUUAGUGAGUUGGGUGGUGCUUGUCGUUCGCUUGCAUUGGAGGGAUUUUACUAGUGAUUCGUGAGAGUUGUGGAGAACUUAAUAUUUCUGUUGAGGCCAACAGCGAUUGAUGCAGCGUGAAUAGUGUACUUAGAUGAAAAAUGCAUUGCCCCAUCAACCAUGAUGACUACCUGUAAUGAGUUGGAACGUGGUACAAUAUA
Messenger RNA from Tuber melanosporum (Perigord truffle), 1790 nucleotides. RefSeq lists its product as uncharacterized. The record is from RefSeq and is a predicted model, not a curated record. The transcript has a single exon. Bases 285 to 1580 code for a protein of 431 amino acids. Gene Ontology annotation, biological process: phosphatidylinositol dephosphorylation. Lineage: Eukaryota; Fungi; Ascomycota; Pezizomycetes; Pezizales; Tuberaceae. Gene Ontology annotation, molecular function: phosphatidylinositol-4,5-bisphosphate 5-phosphatase activity.